CACAUGCUAGCUACGGAACUGUGUCCAUCCAAAAAGCAAACUGACAUUCCUACGAUCAUUUCAGACCCUUUCGCUGACACCGGUGAAGACGAAGGACAACCCUCUGGGUAUAUUCAUAUUCGUAUACAACAAAGAAACGGCAGAAAAACUCUAACUACUGUACAAGGUAUUCCAGCUGAAUAUGAUCAGAGGAGACUGCUGAAAGCAUUCAAAAAAGAGUUUGCCUGUAAUGGCACACUCGUGCAAGAUGAAGAACUUGGUCAAGUAAUUCAACUUCAAGGAGACCAGCGACUCAAAGUCCAGGGUUUCCUGGCAUCAGAAGGAAUUGACAAAAAGAUAAUCAAACUCCAUGGUUUCUGA
This is a messenger RNA of Paraglomus occultum, 360 nucleotides long. The record is from the annotation of a GenBank genome assembly. Lineage: Eukaryota; Fungi; Glomeromycota; Glomeromycetes; Paraglomerales; Paraglomeraceae.